AUGUUGCAGAAAGCUUCAAAGCAUGUUCCCCUGAUGGCUAUCCUGAAAAUGAUUCCUUUUUCGUUGGCCAAAUUUCUUAUUAAGACGGGCAUCAUCCAUUGGAUCUCCACAAUAUUUAAGGAUGCAAGCACAAAUGUUAUUCAGGUUGUUAAUAAGCUGACAGAAAACAAAGAUCUAAGAGUUGUCUUCUGCUACAUGUUCACCGGUGUCCCUCCCAAAGAAUCCAGCUUUGUUAUGAAUGCACUGUUGGUACAUCACUAUAAGCGUGGAGCUUGGUAUCCCAAAGGAGGUGCCAGCGAGAUUGCCUUCCAUUGUAUCCCAGUUAUCCAGAGGACAGGUGGGGCUGUUCUUAUGCGCGCCCGUGUGCAGCAGAUUUUAAUUAGCAAAAAUGGAGAGGCCUGUGACAUCCAGUCACAGCUUAGCAUGGUGCGUCAUAGCAUGGGAUCGUUCCUUGUGUUCGUCGGUCUCAAAGGUACAAAAGAAGAGUUAGGGUUGAGAGCAACCAAUUAUUGGAUUUAUCAAAACAACAACAUGGAUGAGCUAAUGUGUCACACCAUGCCUGCAAGCAAGGAGGAGUUUGUCAAAACUAUUCCGAUGUUAUUUGUUACUUUUCCAUCAGCCAAGGAUAUCACCUGGAAGGAACGAUACCCAGGAAAUUCGUGUAUGACAAUUCUGACCAUGGCUCGCUACGAGUGGUUCGAGGAAUGGAAAGAUGAAAAAGUAAAGAGUCGAGGGGCGGACUACGAGACGUGGAAGAUGGACAUUGCCAGGAAACUAUUGGACCGGGCCAUAGAUUUGUUUCCACAGCUGAAGGAUAAGAUUGAAUACAUCAAUGCGGCGACUCCUCUCAGUAAUCAGUACUACCUGGCUGCACCUCGAGGGGAGAUGUACGGUAUCGAGCAGGACCUUCAUCGGUUCACUCCUGAAGUCGUCGCCUCCAUCAGAGCCAAAACGCCCGUGAAGAACCUUUACCUCACUGGUCAAGAUGUCUUUUCCAAUGGGAUAGCAGGAGCUAUGCAUGGAGGACUUCUCUGUGCCUCUGCCAUUCUCAGGCGAAUUGUGUAUGUAGAUCUUAUUUUUCUUAAACGGAGACUUAAGAAGAAACAACUUAAAAAAGUUGUGUGAACCUCUGACAGCAGGUUUAAUCAGUGCUUCAUGGCACUGUGAAUAAAGGAUGCUUGAUUCAAUUCCA
Messenger RNA from Amblyraja radiata (thorny skate), 1192 nucleotides. Its product is annotated as all-trans-retinol 13,14-reductase-like. NCBI's taxonomy places the organism in Eukaryota, Metazoa, Chordata, Chondrichthyes, Rajiformes, Rajidae. The coding region runs from base 1 to 1125 and encodes 374 amino acids. The record is from RefSeq and is a predicted model, not a curated record. The transcript has 7 exons.